AUGCUUCCUGCUAUGUCCAUGCCUAUGAUACUACCGAUAAGAAAUCAGAGCAGGAAAAUGGCUACGCAGCCACCACAGACUACAUUUCAGCCACCGAGUCGAAGUCAAUCAGUUCGGGAAAGCAAUUCCAAUUUAACAGAUAAUGAAAUUGGAAUAAUACAGCAAAUUUGGGGAUCAUUGGACAUGCGUUUUGAGGAUGAUGUGGCAAAACAAUCUGACAACGACUGCUCUAUCCAAAAAAUAGUGCCAAAGUUGACGAUUCUGGAGGUUCAAAAAAGGGCGAAGUCAAAAAACCUUAAAUCAACACCUCUUCGAGAAUUCGAAGUGAGAUUGCAAAAUAACAUAUAUGUAUACUUUAAAUCACAUUGCCGGCCAAGGGGUUCGCCAUAUGCAAACGUAGCACAUCAAAUGACUCCUGAAGACUUUCUGUUUGAUUUGUAUUUGUCGGCUGUCUUAAAGUUGUUGAGCACACUUAUCUGGCAAGCAGAAGAUGGAGAGACUACGAUCCAAGAAGCACGGAAAAUAAGCGCAACUAUAUGGAGGUUCAAUGUGUGGCAUUACAACUUGAUUGGCGAAGGGAUGGUUUCAACUAUCUUGGAAAUGCUUGGUCGAGAAAACUUCUCAUACGAUACCGAAUAUACAUGGAUUAAGUUCUAUAAUAAAGUUGCCAAUCUAGUGCAGUCGCAAACUGAAGUACCUCCUACAUAA
Debaryomyces tyrocola is the source of this 708-nucleotide messenger RNA. The record is from the annotation of a GenBank genome assembly. NCBI's taxonomy places the organism in Eukaryota, Fungi, Ascomycota, Pichiomycetes, Serinales, Debaryomycetaceae.